Molecule: messenger RNA, 1092 nt
Organism: Bacillus rossius redtenbacheri
Lineage: Eukaryota; Metazoa; Arthropoda; Insecta; Phasmatodea; Bacillidae
Exons: 3
Coding region: 1-1092 (363 amino acids)
Source: RefSeq, a predicted model, not a curated record
AUGUGUAGCCAGACAACAGCCCUUGUGGUGCCAGAGCUAAGGGACGACCUGAUUCUGGGACUGCCCUGGCUCGUCCAGGAGGAAGCCGCCAUUGACUUAAAAUACACGGACCUGUUCAAUGGAGUGCUGACCCAGCAAGCACAGGUGUUCGCUGCCGCGGACAUGCUGCACCGCACCACAGUCACACAACAUACCAUCCCGACACGACCACACGAACCCUGCUUCAUCAAGCCCUUCGGUUUUGGACCUAGGGAGCGGGAGGCGAAGCAGACACAGAUCGCGGUGAUGUUGCGGGAAGGGGUAAUCGAGCCGAGUGAGUCGCCCUACAAUUGUCUGGUGGUGAUGGCUAAGAAGAAGGAUUGCUCACUCCGGUUCUGUGUAAAUUUCAAGCCCAUCGACUCAGUUACCAUCCCUGCACCACCACCAAUCAUCAACAUCACUGAUGCACUAGCCGGGUUGGGGGAGGCCGGCAUAUUCACGUCGCUGGAUCUGAAGUGUGGGUACUGGCAGGUGCCCGUCUGCCUCGACGAUCGGCCCAAGACGGCUUUCACCGCGCCCGACGGCCGCAGGUUUCAAUUCUGCGCCAUGCCAAGCUUCAUCCCCAACUUCGCAGCCAUCACCACCCCCAUGAACGAUCUUCUGUCGCCCAAGUUUCGAUUCCCGUGGACCCCCGAGGCUGACCACACCCUGAACGCCGUCAAGCGCCUGUUCCGGGAGUGCCACACCCUUGCCCGCCUUAAAGCCGCUGAACACAUUUACCUGCAGACCAACGCCAGCCAGGAGGGCAUGGGCGUGGUCCUGUACCAGCUGGGUACCAACAGGGAGCGGCACAUAGUAGAGUACACCAGUGCCAAGUUUGGGCCUGCAGCGCGCCGCUACCAUGUCAACGAGCAGGAGUGCCUGGUGGUCGUGUGGGCCGUGGGGCGCUCCAGGCUUCACCUUGAGGGCAGGCCAUUCAUACUUAGGACGGACAGCCAGUGCCUUAAGUGGCUGGACUCAGCACAGGGGCGGAAAUCAAAAUUCACCCGGUGGGCACUCACCUUGCAGACCUUCGAUUUCAAUGUGGAGCACAUGCCAGUUCGGAAGAAUUAG